GGCUGCCGUACCAAAACAAGGAAGUGUCGACACCAGGAUGGACAUUUUAAAAAGAUACACUCCAAACACAUAUAAAACGCGUAUUUAUAACUAUGACUAGCUUCAAAUUGUGUUAUUAAACUUUCAGUAAUAAUAUUGACGUCCAGGAACAGUUUGAAUCAAUUGUCUAAAUGUAUUUAUUUCGAUUUUUAUGAAGCUAACCGCCUUAGCGAGGCAGCUAGCUAGCUCGUUAGCAUCGGAGUUAAUGAGGAGCUAAUGAGGGAUUUUGUUGUUAAAAUGGUUCAGAACAUGUUCCGGACCGGUUUCCUGGUUCGGGCCUCCCACACCCUACUGACCUGGGUCAUAACCGUGGUUCUGUUUCUGCAUAACACCGAUCUGAGGAGGUGUGAGGAGCGAGGAGAGCUGCUGCUGCCGGCUCUCUUCUUCCUGCUGGUCGUCCUGUCGGUGUUGUUGUACUUCACAGUUUCAUUAAUGGAUCCGGGCUUCGUUCUCACAGAUACCGCCAAGGGCGUUCAUGGUUCGAGUGAAGAGACGGAGUCGAUGAUUCCCGAGUCGUCGACCCCUCGGCUGCGACGCUGUGGAUUCUGUCUGCUGCAGCAACCAAUGAGAGCGAAGCACUGCCAGACGUGCAAACGCUGCGUCCGCCGCUUCGACCAUCACUGCCCGUGGAUGGAGAACUGUGUGGGUGAGAGGAACCACCGCUGGUUCGUCGUCUACCUGCUGGUGCAGCUGCUGGUGCUGCUCUGGGCUCUGCACGUCGGCCUCUCAGGUAUCUCCAACGGCAUCACCUGGGAGCUGUGGUUCAGAGGGAACGGGUUCCUGCUGGCGGCGCUGGCCGUGGUCGGGGUUUUCUCCGUGGUGGUGGUGCUGCUGCUGGGCUGCCAUCUCUACCUGGUGUCCGUCAACUGCACCACCUGGGAGUUCAUGUCGCGCCACCGCAUCUCCUACCUGAAGACCUUCAGGGACGAGGAGAACCCCUUCGACCGAGGAGUUUUCUGCAACCUUUGGGACUUCUUCUGCAUCUGCAGGACGGUGGUUUGGGAGCAGGUUUACCAGAGGAACUCCCCGAACCCCGUCUGACCUCAGAACAUUGUUUUAUGUUAACAUCCAGGGCAGACAGUGAUUGAAAGGUGGUCGACCAGUAGAGCUACCAAACAAUGAAGCACCUUCAUUUAGAUUUUCGUUAUUUAGAACCCAGACACUUGAUCAUUUCUGACCUGAGAAGUUUUUUCUUACCUUGAAACCCAUUUCAAGAAUUCAAAAUCUCCACAACUACAUCACAUAUAAAAAAUAUUCUCCUCCUUCUUGGAAGUUUCCCCCUUUUAUUGCUCUUCAACAUCAAAUUACUGUCAAUUUAUUUAGAUUUAUUCACAAGAAUUUACCAAAAAACACUCUUUCAUGUCAAAAUGCAGACAGAUUUCUACAAAGUCAUGUCAAUUAAUUCCAAAUACACAAAAUUAAAAAAGAAAUAGCAGAAGUAUUUUGUAGAUGCAUCUUUGUGUCCACUUCCAUCAUUGAUCCUGUUGGUCUCAAUCAGUCUGAACAUCUGGACGCUACAGUUUUACCUCAUUCUUCUUGUAAAACUGUUAAGGUCCAGACACUAAUCUUCAGUUGGAUUUAGGUCUGGACUCUCUCCAGAACUUCCACCUUGUUGUCUUUCAGCCAUUUUUGAGGAUCUUUGUCUGUUUGCUUCGACUCAUCGUCUGGAUGGAAAACUGAUCUUCUCAGUUCUUUGCUGCAUUCAUUUACCCUCUACCUUUACAAGCCUUCCAGGACCUGCUGCUGAGGAACACCAUGAUGCUGCCACCACCAUGCUUCACAGUGGAGAUGCUGUGUUUGUAAUGAUGCCCAGUGUUUGGUGUUCUCCAAACAUAUCAUCCAGUCUGAUGGACAUAAAGCUCCAUCCUGGUCUCCUCAGACCAAAGAACCUUCUUCCAGGUGUCUUCAGAGUCUCCACAUGUCUUCUGGUGGACUCUAGUCCAGAUUUAAUUGGAGGUUUUUCCAUCAGAGUCUUUCUCUUUGUCUCCAUAAAGCUUUGACUGGUGAAGAACAGACAACAGCUGUUGGAUGAACAGUCUCUAACAUCUCAGCUGAUAAAGGUGUCUUGGUGGCCCCCUUACUAGUCUCUUUCUUCUCGGUCUCUCAGGUCUUGAGGACGUCCUGCUUUAGUCACAUUUAUUCAUGUUCCAUCUUCCUUCCAUUUCUUAAUGAUGGAUUUAACUGGACUCCUGGAGAUCUUCAGGAACUUGGAAAUGUUCUUGUAUCAUCCUGACUGAUGCUUUUCAAAAACCUUUUCUCAGAGUUUCUUGGAAUUUUUUAGUCUUCAGGGUGUAGUUCUACUGAUUCACCUGUGACUGGACCUUCCAGAUACAGGAGUCUGUAUCCUACAGUCAUUAAAACUGAUUCAUUUCAUCAGAUAAUCUUUAUUUCACUUCUCGUUCCAACUGGCUGCACACGUGUUGAAUUAGUCACCUUAGAGAAUGUGGACGUUCAUGCAGUCACGUAUUUUACAUGCAAUAUUUUCAAUUAACUGACAUGACUUUGGAGAAAUCUGCUCUCGCUUUGGAAAGAGAGCAGUAGAUUUUGUAAAUUCUUGUCAAAAAAGCCGCGAUUUGCUGUUGACAAGCAGCAAAAGAGAGAAAACGACCGUAGAGCGGUGAAUGCUUUUUAUCGACACUGUAGCUCCCACAGCCAUAAAACGUAGUGAGGACAAAGAUAAACGCUGUUUGACAUGUCACAGAGAUAAGAAGUCAUGACAGUGUUUGACUUAAAUAUGUCAGCGUGCUCCAGAUGGAUUGGACAAGCCUUUAAGGAGUCCUACCAACUCUAGUGUUCCUUUAGCGCCACCUUGAGGUUCAUGUUUGGAGUUCUGAGUGAGGAAUUCCAGCCAUAUUGGGAGUGGAUUUUUCUGUCUGUCAGGAUGAAUUUUAACAACUUUGGUGCUCCCUUACCUUCUUCUGUCAGAUCCUGCAAACUAACUACAUUCCCAACAGCUUCAACUGAGUGCGAAAUGGCAAUUUGUAGUGUUUUAAAUGGAGAUAUAAACAAGGCAAAUGCAGACUAAAUGUCUAAAUAAUCAACUCACGAAGUUUACAUUUAUCUGAGAGCACAAAUACCCAAGUACUAGUUGUUGAUUUAACUCCUAAAAACUCAGAUUUAGCUUUUUUUUAUUGUAGAACUGAUUCUGAAGAGGAUAAUAGUUCUUGGCUUUGGUACACUGCAGUUCAAACAUGGAAAUGCAUAAAGCUAACAGAUUUUUUUUUAAAUUCUUUGGUGUCUCAUAUAAAAACCACCACAUUGACAUCUUAAGGUAAAAACAAAAAAAAGUAGAUUUUGUUUUUCCUGUCCUACUCAACAACUCGCAUAGAAAACUUUUUUUUUUUAAAGUUUCAAUCUAAAAACAAUGUUUACAUGAAAAGAAUCUUUGUUUUUUCGCCUCAAAAUGGGCUUUUUGGAGGCAAUUUGACCGAAAUCCACACGUAUUCUUGCGAUUUCUGUCAAUUUAGUGAACAAAAAGGCCAUUAUUUGAAGCCCCAUUCAACAAAAUUGUUUAAGAUACAUCAAACUGUUAUUUUUAUUCUGAAUUCCUCUCAUUUUGACAAUUUUUUAAAAACUUUGCUGCAGGAAAAAUUGCAAAAAAUCUGAUAAUCUGCUCUCAGUUUUGGCUCUUAACAGUUCGACACUUGAUUCUUUGGAUGAAAAAUUGAGGUUUUGCAACCGACGUGUGGUUAAUUUUUGGUAAAAUCCAACUUUUUUUUGGGUUCCUGAAUCUCUAAUUUACCUCUCUGGACUAGGAGUUGCCCACAAAACUGAACUCUGCAUUUAAAGAAGUCUGUAUUUUCAGGAAGCACUGUUUUUUACUCAGGUCUGUGAAUGUUUAACACUAACUGCCUUUAAACCCGUUGACGUCUUGUGCCUUUACCUGAUGUCAGUCCUUGUUUUCACUGUGUGUUAAUGUUCACGCUGAGAGCCAAAUAUUUUACAAACGUGUUGUUUUUUUACCGUAUAUGUUCUGUUUGUAUUUAUUGACAACAAGAGUACAUUAAAACACGGAUGAUGAUA
This is a messenger RNA of Acanthochromis polyacanthus (spiny chromis), 4062 nucleotides long. It is a transcript of the gene zdhhc12a, whose product is annotated as zinc finger DHHC-type palmitoyltransferase 12a. The transcript has 5 exons. Gene Ontology annotation, molecular function: protein-cysteine S-palmitoyltransferase activity. The coding region runs from base 256 to 1080 and encodes 274 amino acids. Gene Ontology annotation, biological process: peptidyl-L-cysteine S-palmitoylation; protein targeting to membrane. NCBI's taxonomy places the organism in Eukaryota, Metazoa, Chordata, Actinopteri, Pomacentridae. The record is from RefSeq and is a predicted model, not a curated record. Gene Ontology annotation, cellular component: endoplasmic reticulum; Golgi apparatus.